AUGGUUGACGACUCCAUGUUGGUGGCGGUAGCUGAGGUUGUGUCCUCGCUCGCCGCCGACCCCAAGCCGUCUUCCUCGAUAUCUGCCAACAUUGGGUCCCGAAUUACCCUUCCUGGUCCCGAGACCGCUGCAAAACGAGCUCUUGAGGUUGAACUCCAGAAACUCACUAUCCGAGUGGGACAGCUUGAGAACAGAGCAAGUGCGUCGGCCACGGCCGUCUUCCCUGAAACACCAAAUGAAGUCAACGACUCCCUCUUUGGUGAGGAUGCAGGCUCAUCGCCCGCGGGCAAUCGAGGGGCAGUUUCGAGCAAGACGAAAUUGGCCCACGCCCAUCAAGGUAGCUUGGAUUGUCCGAAACUUUUGCCUCGCCAGCUGACCAAGGAAGCCCUGGAAGGACUGCGAGAACAUGUGGACGACCAGUCCAAGCUCCUCGAUAGCCAACGACAGGAGCUUGCUGGCGUCAACGCCCAGCUUCUCGAGCAAAAGGAGCUACAGGAGCGUGCUCUUGCAAUGCUUGAGCAAGAGCGUGUAGCCACCCUUGAACGGGAGCUGUGGAAACACCAAAAGGCCAACGAGGCAUUCCAAAAGGCCCUCCGAGAGAUUGGUGAAAUCGUCACCGCUGUCGCCCGCGGCGACCUGACCAUGAAAGUCCGCAUGAACACCGUCGAAAUGGACCCCGAAAUUACAACUUUCAAGCGAACUAUUAAUGCAAUGAUGGAUCAGUUACAAAUCUUUGCUAGCGAAGUAUCUCGAGUAGCCCGUGAAGUCGGUACCGAAGGUCUACUCGGUGGCCAAGCCCGCAUCGGGGGCGUUGAUGGAACAUGGAAAGAAUUGACAGAUAACGUGAACGUAAUGGCUCAAAAUCUCACUGAUCAAGUGCGCGAAAUUGCCUCUGUUACAACGGCUGUUGCACACGGCGACUUGACCAAGAAAAUUGAACGACCAGCUAGAGGUGAAAUUCUCCAGCUUCAGCAAACUAUCAAUACCAUGGUGGAUCAAUUACGAACUUUUGCGUCCGAAGUGACGCGAGUCGCCAGAGAUGUCGGAACUGAAGGUAUUCUCGGCGGUCAAGCAGAUGUAGGGGGAGUGCAGGGCAUGUGGAACGAUUUGACAGUCAACGUCAAUGCCAUGGCCAACAAUUUGACGACCCAAGUGCGAGACAUUAUCAAGGUCACCACGGCUGUCGCCAAGGGAGACCUCACUCAGAAGGUGCAGGCCGACUGCAGGGGAGAAAUUUUUGAACUAAAGUCUACAAUCAACUCCAUGGUGGACCAACUGUCACAAUUUGCAAGGGAAGUUACCAAGAUUGCGCGAGAAGUCGGUACUGAGGGACGGCUUGGUGGCCAAGCCACCGUUCACGAUGUUGAAGGAACCUGGAGAGACCUGACAGAAAACGUCAAUGGCAUGGCCAUGAACUUGACUACGCAAGUGCGAGAAAUUGCAAAGGUUACCACCGCUGUCGCUAAAGGUGACCUGACUAAGAAGAUUGGGGUUGAGGUCAAGGGUGAGAUUCUGGAGCUAAAGAACACCAUCAAUCAGAUGGUGGACCGGCUUGGAACCUUUGCUGUGGAAGUGAGCAAGGUGGCUCGAGAAGUCGGCACGGAUGGUACGCUGGGAGGCCAAGCACAAGUCGCCAACGUUGAGGGUAAAUGGAAAGACCUCACCGAAAAUGUCAACACCAUGGCGUCAAAUCUUACACUUCAAGUAAGAAGCAUCUCUGCUGUCACGCAAGCUAUUGCAAACGGCGAUAUGAGUCAAACCAUUGAUGUGGAGGCCAAUGGCGAAAUACAAGUUCUAAAGGAGACCAUUAACAACAUGGUGUCACGACUGUCGAGUUUCUGCUACGAGGUGCAACGAGUUGCAAAGGAUGUCGGUGUAGACGGAAAGAUGGGUGCCCAAGCAGAUGUCGCCGGCUUAAAUGGACGAUGGAAGGAGAUCACAACAGAUGUGAACACAAUGGCUAGCAAUUUGACGACACAAGUGCGAGCCUUCUCCGAUAUCACGAACCUGGCUACUGACGGAGACUUCACCAAACUUGUCGACGUCGAGGCGUCAGGUGAAAUGGACGAGCUCAAGCGAAAGAUCAAUCAGAUGAUAUCAAACCUGCGAGACAGUAUUCAAAGAAACACACAGGCAAGGGAGGCUGCCGAACUGGCAAACAAGACCAAGUCGGAAUUCUUGGCAAAUAUGUCGCACGAAAUUCGAACGCCCAUGAACGGUAUUAUUGGCAUGACCCAGUUGACCCUGGACACCGACUUGACUCAGUACCAACGCGAGAUGCUCAACAUCGUCAACAACCUUGCCAAUAGUUUGUUAACGAUUAUCGACGACAUCUUGGAUCUUUCCAAGAUUGAGGCUAGGCGAAUGGUGGUUGAAGAGAUCCCGUAUACGUUGCGAGGAACUGUUUUCAAUGCCCUCAAGACCCUAGCCGUCAAGGCAAAUGAGAAGUUUUUGGACCUUACUUACAAGGUGGACAGCUCCGUUCCUGACCAUGUGAUCGGAGACUCGUUCCGUCUUAGGCAGAUUAUUCUUAACCUUGUGGGUAACGCGAUUAAGUUCACGGAACAUGGUGAAGUUAGUCUUACCAUCAAGGAAAGGGCCAAUCAGCACGAGGUCGGCCUGGGGGAGUACGCCAUUGAAUUUGUCGUUGAGGAUACUGGCAUCGGCAUAGCCAAGGACAAGUUGAACCUCAUUUUCGAUACAUUCCAGCAAGCAGAUGGAUCCAUGACUCGCAAGUUUGGCGGCACAGGUCUCGGCCUCUCCAUCUCAAAACGCCUGGUGAACCUGAUGGGAGGUGACCUCUGGGUGCUGAGUGAAGCGGGCAAAGGCAGUCAGUUUCACUUUACUUGCAGAGUCAGGCUCGCGGUCGAUGACACGGAAGGCACUCUUAAGCAGCUCAAGCCGUACCGUGGCCACCAAGUGCUCUUUGUUGAUAAGGCUCAGUCGAGCUCUGGUGCGGAUAUCAAGGACAUGCUGGAACAGAUCGGAUUACACCCCGUCGUGGUUGAUUCUGAGAAGAGCUCUGCCCUCACCAGACUCAAGGCUGGCGGCGCGUUGCCAUAUGAUGCCAUCCUCGUCGACUCCAUUGACACAGCCAGGAGACUGAGGGCAGUCGAUGACUUCAAGUACUUGCCCAUUGUCCUGUUGGCCCCUGUUGUCCAUGUUAGCCUCAAGUCUUGCCUGGACCUCGGCAUCACCUCGUACAUGACUACACCAUGCACGCUGGUCGAUCUCGGCAAUGGCAUGGUACCCGCACUUGAGAACAGGGCAACUCCAUCGCUGGCUGAUAAUACCAAGUCACUGGAUAUUUUGCUUGCCGAGGACAACACCGUGAACCAGCGAUUAGCCGUCAAGAUUCUUGAGAAGUAUCAUCAUGUAGUCACCGUUGUGGGCAACGGGUGGGAAGCUGUCGAGGCUGUGAAGGAGAAGAAGUUUGACGUGAUCCUUAUGGAUGUCCAGAUGCCCAUCAUGGGAGGAUUCGAGGCUACCGGCAAGAUUCGUGACUACGAACGAGGUAUGGGCACACACAGAACCCCCAUUAUCGCUCUGACGGCGCAUGCCAUGAUGGGUGAUCGUGAGAAGUGUAUCCAAGCGCAAAUGGAUGAGUAUCUCGCCAAACCACUGCAACAAAAUCACCUCAUCCAAACGAUUUUGAAAUGUGCCACGCUGGGUGGCCCGUUGUUAGAAAAGAACCGGGAGAGAGAGCUGGCGAUUCAAGCCGAUGCAAAAUCAAGGAACAGCAAGGCAGUGGGUGAUCAGGGCCUGCUCCGUCCGGCCUUGGAGAACCGAUCGAUGACCACACGAGAAUCAAUGGCUAGCCAAGAAGGAGAGACUCCAUCAAUCGUCUCCGCAGAAGAGGAAGAUCCUUGGUCUAGGCAGCGACGUGAUCUCUCUGACAUGCGAAGCAUCUCUGGUUAG
This is a messenger RNA of Pochonia chlamydosporia 170, 3918 nucleotides long. RefSeq names its product two-component osmosensing histidine kinase (Bos1). The transcript is spliced from 4 exons. Gene Ontology annotation, biological process: cellular hyperosmotic response; phosphorylation; phosphorelay signal transduction system. Gene Ontology annotation, cellular component: membrane. Bases 1 to 3918 code for a protein of 1305 amino acids. Lineage: Eukaryota; Fungi; Ascomycota; Sordariomycetes; Hypocreales; Clavicipitaceae. The record is from RefSeq and is a predicted model, not a curated record. Gene Ontology annotation, molecular function: phosphorelay sensor kinase activity.